AUGGAACGGUUUUGGGAUGCCGAAUCUCCCGCUCAGGUCCGCAAGAUUUUGCGUAGUACUUCCUUCUUAAAGGAAAAUGAACAAUAUAAUCGAGCGGAGCACUAUGACCUGGAUUUGACUGGUCUAUGCUUUCGAAUGCUGCUACCUCUAUACGAAGAUCCCGAUCAAAUACUCCUCAAAGAUCAUAACGAGCAGUUGUGCACGAUCAAUAUAUGGUCCGUCAUCGUAGACCGUUGUCUCCAAACUCUUAGCGGCAUCACGCUUCGCCGCGGUGAGACGACGAGUAUCGAGAGCACCGCAAGAAGGAACCGUGACCGGGUGACCACCACAAGACGCAAAAGACUUGGUGCACGUUUUGAUGGACUAGCUGAGGACAACAACGGGCAGCUUGAGUACCCCGCCAUGGAAACUUCAAAAACUUUUGAGGGCGGGACGAGCAAUAAAUGGCUCUGUGACACUAAGAAGGCGGCCAAAUCACUUCAUGGAAUGCUGUACCGUUUACAGGGUCACGUCAAACAGGAUGGGGUGAUUUUGAGAGAGAUGCAUAUGGCGGGUCUCGUCAGCGCAGGAUCGCAUUGCCAGUCGUGGCCAGCUGUUGCGUGUGCCAACCACUAUGGAGCCGCGGAGGCUGUAUGGCGUAUGAAGAUGAUUGCCCGGAAGUGCAAGGUCUCGGUCGCGAAAUAUGGGCUGGGACCCAAGCUUUCGGACUUGCUGUCACCCCCGAGCCCCCCGAGUUUUCCCAGCUUAUCGACCUCAUGUCCCAUUAUUCCUCCCUCUUGUGAUACUGAGAAUGAGAUGUCCUAUCCGCCCGCCGAAGAGUAG
Molecule: messenger RNA, 822 nt
Organism: Morchella importuna
Lineage: Eukaryota; Fungi; Ascomycota; Pezizomycetes; Pezizales; Morchellaceae
Exons: 7
Coding region: 1-822 (273 amino acids)
Source: RefSeq, a predicted model, not a curated record